AGAAAUAAAAGGAAAUAGAAAAAAGGAACACAAGAUAGAAAAAUGGAACUGGAUCUAUCUCCGAAGUUGGCAAAGAAAUUGUUUGGAGAGAAUGGAGGAUCAUACUUUGCAUGGUGCCCUUCAGAGCUUCCCAUGCUACGUGAAGGCAACAUUGGUGCUUCCAAGCUUGCUCUUGAGAAGCAUGGCUUUGCUCUUCCUCGCUAUUCUGAUUCCUCCAAGGUUGCCUAUGUUCUUCAAGGAAGUGGGGUUGCAGGAAUUGUCCUUCCUGAGUCAGAGGAGAAGGUGAUUGCAAUCAAGAAAGGCGACGCCAUUGCCCUUCCUUUCGGUGUUGUAACAUGGUGGUACAACAAAGAGGACACUGAACUUGUAGUUCUCUUCCUGGGUGAAACCUCAAAAGCACACAAAGCAGGCGAAUUCACCGAUUUCUUUCUCACAGGCACAACUGGCCUAAUGACUGGUUUUACAACUGAGUUUGUGGCCAGGGCAUGGGACUUGGAAGAAAAAGUAGCUAAACUCCUCGUUGAGAAGCAAUCAGGGGUUGGCAUUGUCAAGCUUGCUGACACUUUCAAGAUGCCUGAACCCAAAAUCGAACACCGAAACGGUAUGGCAUUGAACUGUGAGGAAGCUCCAUUGGAUAUUGAUAUCAAGAAUGGUGGAAGAGUUGUGGUUCUGAAUACCAAGAACUUGCCUCUGGUUGGUGAGGUUGGGCUUGGUGCUGAUCUUGUUAGACUUGAUGGGGGUGCCAUGUGCUCUCCUGGCUUCUCCUGUGACUCGGCCCUGCAGGUGACUUAUGUGGUCCGAGGCAGCGGCCGAGUUCAGGUUGUAGGGGUUGAUGGGAAGAGGGUCCUGGAGACCACCCUAAAGGCUGGCAAUCUGUUCAUUGUACCAAGGUUUUUCGUGGUUUCGAAGAUAGCUGAUCCUGAUGGAAUGGAGUGGUUCUCCAUCAUCUCCACCCCCAAUCCAAUAUUCACCAAUUUAGCUGGAAAAACUGGAGUUUGGAAGGCCCUUUCUCCUCAAGUGCUGGAGGCUGCCUUCAAUAUUCCCCCUGAUGCAGAGAAGCAGUUCCGGUCCAAGAGGAAUUCUGAUGCUGUCUUCUUCCCCCCACCAAAUUAAGGAUAUCAGCCUUCUGAAGUCACUUCAAAUAAAUUUAGGGUAUUGGUUUAAUAUUGGAAUCUACCUGGUUUCAAGUAUGGGUUUAUAUAUGUAUGGAGAUGAAGUUGAUGGUAUUUUAUUUUUGAUAUUUGGUAAUAGAAAUAAUGCGACUGUUUCAUUUUUGCUAUAAAUCCGACAUUGAAGUUUAAUAUUGAAGAUAUUAAGAGA
Vitis riparia (riverbank grape) is the source of this 1320-nucleotide messenger RNA. RefSeq names its product glutelin type-D 1-like. The transcript is spliced from 3 exons. Bases 43 to 1113 code for a protein of 356 amino acids. NCBI's taxonomy places the organism in Eukaryota, Viridiplantae, Streptophyta, Magnoliopsida, Vitales, Vitaceae. The record is from RefSeq and is a predicted model, not a curated record. Gene Ontology annotation, molecular function: nutrient reservoir activity.